AUGUUUGGAUUGUUUCAUAAAUCAAGCGACAGGCCACUGUCUGAAAAGGGCCUGCUGGGUGUUCUCGAGUACUCUCAAAAGUCAAGCCGUUGUAUCGGUCAACUGGCUGACGAUAAUCGUGUUUCAGCAAACAACCUCAUGACAUACGGAUCUGUAUUAGGCGAUGAUUUGACAGACGUUACCAACAAGUUGGGGCAUCUUCUUAUACAAUGGUCCAAUGUCCUGAUGGAAUUCCAAGAUUCAGUGGAUCAAUACCGUGACACUUUGAAAUCCAUCAUUGUCAAGGAAUCCAGCUUGCAGCCAGGUCGUGACCAGAAGAGGAAACUUAGGGAUCAAAUUGAACGUUUGCAAAACUCGUUGUCUUCCAUGGACAAGAUGAGCAAUCUCAAGGAACAACUCGCUCAACUGGAAGAAUUCACUGCGCCUGACGAAGCGGAAAUGAGCAACUAUAAGCGUAUUGCUACACGCGAGGGCCUCUAUCUAUUGCUGAACGGUAUGCAUGCCAUGGCAAGCAAAUCUGACAUUAUCUCAACAUUUGGUAAAUACAUUGUCGACGAGCUGGAUGUGGAUCCGAUCAAAGCAGGCGAGGAAAGAAGACCUUAUGUAGGUGCUGAAAAGACAAAGCGUAUUCAGGAUGAUGCACAAAGAGCUAUUGAGCAAUGGAAUCCAGACAAGACCAAAGUACGCAGAACACUAACAGCUCACCAUGGCCACAAUCCUCUCAUUGUAAAGCAAUUGCCACCUGUUCCUCCCAAAGAUGAUGCGGUUGUCUCUCCAACUCCUUCUGCUACAACAUCCACCAAGAGCAGCAGUACAGAUGAAGCCAAUGUGCCUCCACGCCAUGUAUCCUUGGAAGAACAAAAUAAGCAAUAUUCAUUCUACAAGCCUGAUGAAGUUGUUGAGGACGAAGACGAACCUCGCCCAAGUGAAUCCACCAGUACAACGACGACGACGACGACUACUAAUAUAACCAACACAACACAUGGUGGAGGUGGUGGCUUCUCUAGUGUCUAUUUGCACCAUUCUUCGCCCUUUCAAAGCCAGCAACAGCCAUUUCAACAGCAUCAGCAACUGAAUCAGCAAAACCUGUAUCAGUUUUAUCAACACUAUCUACCUCCUCGACCUUAUGAUGAGAUGAAGAGCAUCUUUAGUCCAGGUGCUGUAUUCAGAGGAGAAGAAACAAAGAGGCAUGAUGCUGGAGGAUUCGUUUUACCUUCCACAAACCCCAACUAUCGACCCAAUCCGUCGACCUCAUCAAGAUCUGUGUCUUCCUCCAAGAGCAUCCCAUCAGAUGGCGAUAAAGACGACGAGCAAUGA
Messenger RNA from Mucor velutinosus, 1317 nucleotides. RefSeq lists its product as uncharacterized. Lineage: Eukaryota; Fungi; Mucoromycota; Mucoromycetes; Mucorales; Mucoraceae. Gene Ontology annotation, biological process: eisosome assembly; endocytosis. Gene Ontology annotation, molecular function: lipid binding. The record is from RefSeq and is a predicted model, not a curated record. Gene Ontology annotation, cellular component: eisosome filament; plasma membrane. The transcript has 2 exons. Bases 1 to 1317 code for a protein of 438 amino acids.